This is a messenger RNA of Exophiala spinifera, 1548 nucleotides long. RefSeq lists its product as uncharacterized. The transcript has 8 exons. The record is from RefSeq and is a predicted model, not a curated record. The coding region runs from base 1 to 1548 and encodes 515 amino acids. NCBI's taxonomy places the organism in Eukaryota, Fungi, Ascomycota, Eurotiomycetes, Chaetothyriales, Herpotrichiellaceae. Gene Ontology annotation, biological process: transmembrane transport. Gene Ontology annotation, cellular component: membrane. Gene Ontology annotation, molecular function: transmembrane transporter activity.
AUGGCUAUAUUCAAAACCAAGCAGUCCGCGCCUUCCGCUGUCGCGACUAGUAUUCAACAGUCCGGUCAGGUCGAGCCAGCAAGCGCAAAUGAUCCGGAAAAGACUGGAGUUUUGCAAGAUGAGACCCAAGGCCAACGGACGGCCGAGUACGCUGCCGAGAUUGAAAGGCGAGUUGUGCGAAAACUCGACCUACACGUCACGCCGAUUGUGACCUUUUUAUUCUUGCUGUCAUACCUGGACAGAUCCAAUAUCGGCAAUGCGCGAAUCGCCGGAAUGGAGGAGGACCUCUCCUUGACCGGUGACCGAUAUGACUGGUUGUUGACCAUCUUCUACAUCUCCUAUUGCACGUUUCAAUUCCAGGCUUUUAUGUGGAAGAUCCUGAAGCCGCAUACAUGGGCAUGUCUGAUUACUCUUGCUUGGGGCAUUAUUGCAACGUGCCAAGCAGCGACACAAUCAUGGGGAGGAGAGAUGGCAUUGCGUUUUCUGCUUGGUGCUGCUGAGGCAGGAUUUGGCCCUUCGGUCCCUUAUCUUCUGUCGUUUUUCUAUAUUCGCUCCGAACAUGGCUUUCGAAGCGGUAUUUUCCUUGCGGCAGCACCAUUUGCGAGUAUGUUUGCUGGCGCCCUUGCGUACGGUAUAACCAGCGGCCACUCCAAACUCGCCAACUGGAGACUCUUGUUCUUGGUGGAAGGCAUCCCAACCAUCUUGGCCGCCCCUAUUGCCUGGUUCUUCCUUCCCGACAGUCCAGAGACGGCCAAGUUUCUGACAGCAGAAGAGAAACAAGUGGCGAAAGCAAGGGUGGUCCGACAACAUGGUGACCAGGAAGAAGGUCGCAGGGUCAACUUCAAGGAGAUUGGGAUGACUCUUCUUGAUGCAAAAGCGUGGUUCACAGCGCUGAUGUACUUCUCAUGCAACGUCUCGUACUCCUCCCUUCCAGUGUUUUUGCCCACCAUUCUGAACGAGAUGGGCUUCUCUUCGAUCAACGCUCAAGGACUUUCGGCGCCGCCCUAUUUUGUCUCGACGAUUGUCACGAUUGCCACUUGUUACAUCGCUGAUCGCACUCGACAACGCGGAUUGAUGAUUACGUUUUUGAGUGUGGUUGGAGGCACAGGUUAUAUUCUGCUGGCCACCUGCAAGCCUGUAGCUCCGAGGUAUUUUGGAACUUUCCUCUGCGCCAGCGGCGUUUUCCCUGCCAUUGCAAACAUCUUGCCAUGGGUGGUCAACAAUCAAGGAAGCGAUACCCGGCGAGGCAUGGGCAUCAUGUUGCUCAAUCUCGUCGGUCAGACCGGCCCUUUCCUCGGCACAAGAAUCUUUCCCAAAACCGAAGGGCCACGAUACGUCAAGGGUCAGAGUAUCUGCGCCGGCUUUAUGUUCUUCAAUGCGUUCCUGGCGCUCAGUUUGAGAACGUUACUGGUUUGGGAGAACAAGAAACUUGACAAGAAGUAUGGCAAGGCGGACGAGGUACAAGCUGCUGCGGCCCGAGACGGCAAGACCGGCGUCAAUAAUACCGGAGAGGAAAACUACGGCGCUUCCUACAGGUAUAUCUUGUAG